UGCUCUGUCCUGGAUUCGCCGCUGAUGGUAUGUCUUGUCCGGACCGUACAUGGCAAACCCAUAUAGACAUGAUCUAUUUUGGAUCAUAUAAUAUUUGAUCUAGUCUCUAGUAUGUUCUCCAAUUUCUCGGUUCGGAUGGUAAACCAUAUAUAUAGUAUGAUAUGAACCAGACCGCGCCAUUUUCAAACCCCGAUAUUAACAAUGCUUGUUUGUUGGAGAAUUUAUGAUUAUCUCUGUGAUUGUGAGAGGAGCGGGUUGUAUAAUGUUUCUUUUUGUGGCUAUGAACCCCGUAAUUGACAUUUGUAGGGAUCAUGGAUACUAUGGAUGCAAAGGCGUGAGCCGAGAGGAAUCUUCCGAUAGAUUCUGUCAUUGCUAGAUUCUAUUAUGGGUAGUAGUCUUUAGUUAUUAGUAGAGAUUAGGGCUGUCAAAACGGUUUCGGGUUUUCAGUUUAACUCUCAAUAGUGACUAGCUUUGGAUCUGCCCCGUUGGUCGUCAUUAAUUUAGUUAUCGAUUCGUGAAGUGGAAGGAGGAGCGAGAGUGAGAGAAUGUAUAUAUCCAGAGAAUAGAUUAUAUAUGGAAGAGAGAGUAAGGCACCAUCGGCUUCUCGUCCUAAACGUGGAGGACGCCUACACCGUCUACACCAUCAUCUUAUACCUACUUUUUCGCCUACACCAUCUACUCGUACCACCAAUGUACCUCCUGCUCAAAUAACAGAUGAGGGGACACUUCAAAAAAAAUCUGGCGUUUGGCCACACUUCAAGCGUUUUAAGAAGGAUGGAGUGGACAAAGCUCGAUGCAUUUACUUGCUACCACUAGAUUUGGGACUUCUACUCUACGGAAUCACAAAAAUAGUUGCCUGACGAAGAUAGAAAAGGGUGAGCUGAUUGUCGACCAUCUGUCAUUUUCUGAAGGUCAGGUACACACUCUUGGCACUUGGAAAUUCGAUCAGAUUGAUGCUAGGCGGGCUUUAGCUUAGAUGAUUAUCAUAGAUGAGCUACCAUUUAGGUACGUUGAACAUGAAGGGUUCAAACGUUUUAUGUCUCGUGUUUGCCCCAUGUUUGUGUUAUUUAGCCAUCAAACAGUUAGAGAGGAUUGUAUAAAGGUGUUCUUUGAAAAUAGAGACUUGUUAAAAGACUAUUUCAAGACUAAGUGUGUAGGGAUGGUGUCGCUCACCACUGAUACUUGGAAUUCUUUGUCCAAUCUCAACUACAUGUGCAUUACUGCUCAUUUCAUUGGUAGAGAUUGGAGGUUGUAUAAAAGAAUUAUCAAAUUUGUCCAAGUAACAAAAUAUUGUGGAAAUGAAAUUGAAAAACCGUUGGCUAGUUGUUUGGUGGAGUGGGGCAUUAGGAAUGUGUUUUGUAUCACAAUGGAUAAUGCUAGCGUUAAUGAUGUGGUUGCUAUCCAUAUGAGGCAACAGUUGAAAGAGUGGGGAUCAGAUAUUUUGGAUGGAAAGUAUCUGCAUAUGAGGUGUGUGGCUCACAUUAUUAAUUUGGAUGUGAAUGAUGGGCUUAAAGAAACUGGUGUAUCUGUGGAGCGAGUGAGAGAGUCGGUGAGGUGGGUUAGAGCUACACCUGCUAGGAGUAGAAAAUUCAAAGAUUGCAUUGAGUUUGAAAAGAUAGUGUCGAAGAAAUUUGUGUCUUUGGAUGUAGCUACAAGGUGGAACUCUACAUAUCUUAUGUUGGAAUCUGCCAAACCAUUUGAGAAGGCAUUCCAAACAUUGGCCAGAAAUGAGAAGAAAUUCAAGAAACAUCUCACUGAAAAGAAAUAUAGAAAUGUAAGCCUUGGUAUCCCAACUUCUGAUGAUUGGUCAAGUGUAGGACGGUUUAUUACUUACCUGAAGCUCUUCUAUAAUUUGACAGUUCGAGUUUCUGGGACUUCAUAUGUGACUUUACACCUCUUGUUUGAUGAGAUAUGUGAGUUGCAUAAUAUGAUUUCUGAGUGGGCUGAUAGUAUGGAUAUUGAGGUGUGUUGCAUGGCUGAAAGAAUCAAGUACAAACUUGCCAAGUAUUUGUUUGAAGAAGACUUAGAAAAUUCAAAGCUGAAUCGGUUGUGCUAUAUGGCAGUCAUAUUGGAUCCUAGGCGCAAAGUUGAUAAUCUUGAAGAAGUUUUGAAGAAGGUAUAUGGUGAUAUCAGGGGGAAAGCUUUGGUCGAAGAGGUGAAAGAUGAAAUGCGUGUUCUGUUUGACCAUUACAAGCAUAGGCUCGGACUUCAUGGUAGUUCUCCCAUUGUGAUUCCAGAAGAUGAACAAGAACCUAGUUGAAGUGGGGAUGGAAAGAAGAAAGUGAAGUUUUGGGUUGAUUUCAGGAAAAAGAAAAGAGAGAUCAUUCUGAAUGGAACUAGAAAAAGUUCCAAAUUUGAGUUUGAUAGAUACCUUGAGGAGGAGGAGGACGAUGAGGAAGUUACACGAGCAAUGGUGGGUUCUGAAGAUGAUAAGUACAAGUUUGAUAUCUUGGGAUAGUGGUCGAGAAGUGGGAUGAAAUAUCCUUCUAUUUCUGAGAUGGCUAGGGAUAUUCUCGCUGUUCCUAGUUCCACUGUUGCUUCUGAGUCGGCAUUCAGCACAGGAGGUCGAGUUUUAGAUUCUUUUAGGACCUCCUUAUCCCAUGAAGUUGUGGAGGCUUUGAUUUGCUAUGAAGAUUGGAUAAGAUCUUCCGACUCUAACUUGGUGGUUGAUGGAGAAGAUGAGGGUGAUGAAGUUGUAUUUCAAAAUGGUAUGGACUUAAUCUUUCUCUUCAUUCUUAUGUGUAUUCUUAUAUUUGUCAUUGUAAUCAAAUGAUACUCUCACAAGUUAUUACUGUUUAUGUUAUUCAGUAUUUGCAACUUUUCAAGCUCGAAGUGCAAGUGCAUCUGCAGAACCUAGUGGAAGCUCACAUUCUGCCCAUGUUCUGAUCUCGAGUCCUACCGGGUAGGGGUGGGCAUUCGGUCGGUUCGGUUUCGACCGAACCGAAAUUAUGAAUACCAGGUCCCCGAAUUCUCCCAAACCUCAAACCGAAUUCGAACCGAAUUAUAAUUCGGUUCGGUCAGUUUAAACCGAAUUAUAAUUCGGUUCGAUUUUUAACACAAAACCGAAUUUAUGAGGCUACUUGUAUCUUCUCACUUUUAAAUUAUUUUUCACCCCUAAUAUAAACAAUAAAUAUGCAUCAUCAAUGAUAAAAUCAAACAUUUCAACACAUAAGUCAUAAAUAUUUCAAAUAUAUAAGUAUAAAAACAACUACAAACAUAAAAAUCCACCAUUUGGAGGUUGCAAUUAUAAUAUUUUGAUUUUUCGGUCGAAAAUUCAGAAAUUUGGUUCGGUUGAAAGAACCCUGGUUUUCGAAAUAUCCAUAUUUUUCUUUCGAAUUCUGAACCGAAUAGCAUUAUUUCGAUUUCGAUUCGGUUUGGGUUUACCGAACCGUUUGUCCACCCCUACUACUGGGUCACAAGUUGAAGAAGAUUAUUUUGAUGAUGAUUCUGAUGGGAAUGAUGAGACUUAGGUGGAUGUAGAGUCUGAAUGGGUGGAGUGAUAAUGGUAGUGAUGUUUAUCUUGUUUAGGAUGUUAUUAGUCUUAUUAACAUUGUUACCUAAAGUUGACAUUGUGGAUGUUAUUAUUCUUAAAUUUAUUAGUACUACUGGAACGAUUUGGUUGCUAGUUGUCCUGGGUGAUUUUGCAGAACCCUUCAGCCGAGUAAAUCUGGAUGAAAACAAUUAUUGAGAGCCUAGUCAAGCAUAUGAAAACCCAGAAACAGAUGAUUGUGUUCUUUUUUUGUAAAAUAAAAAUCAUUUCGCGAAUACAAAUUGUAUAAAUAU
This is a messenger RNA of Linum trigynum, 3783 nucleotides long. NCBI's taxonomy places the organism in Eukaryota, Viridiplantae, Streptophyta, Magnoliopsida, Malpighiales, Linaceae. The record is from the annotation of a GenBank genome assembly.